AUGGCGUCCAAAUGCUUGGAUUGUGGUAAAGCCGUUACCGCAAGAUCGAAGGCUGUGCAAUGCUCUCUCUGUGAUGGGUGGCUACACAUUGCCUGCUGCGACAUCAGUCCAGAUCUUUAUGAUUACCUCCAGAGGACCACCUCCUCAGCUAUCAGUUUCCAUUGUGACUCUUGUCGAACUGUAUUGAGCGAUAGACGGGUGCUGAACUUAGUCCACGCACUUAGCCCACGAUCCAUUCCUACUCAAACUGAGAACUGCACCUCUGCUAAACCGCCGGUAUCUUCAUCGCCUCGUUCGGCCUCUGACUCAGCCAGUUCCACUGGUAAACGAACUCGCGUCCCCUCGUCUUCGCUAUCGGAGCCUCUGACACUUAGUGAUGGCAGCCAUGAGUCCAGGAGAAAGACAUAUGCGGCAGUAGUGAGUGAGAAUGUAGAACAAGCAUCGGCUAGUACAUGCGCAACUCUGCGAGCGAAGAAAACCAAGAGUGAUUCUACGACUAAACCCAAGAAAUCUUCUGAACUAAAGUUGGUCCUCGAUAGAGUAAGCCAGUUGGAAAACGUUCUCAAGAACAGCAUGCCUCCCAUGUCCCAACCCACUGAAUACAAUAAACCGCAUUCUCGUGACCGUUGUUUGAUUAUCAUGAAUGCUCCUGAAUCCAACAAGGGUUCCCCUGCUGAAAGGAUCCUGGACGACCAAGAGUUUCUGCGGCGAAUGGUCUCCCUCCUUUUUGAUGAAGGUGAACAAGGGAUCAAUAUUGUCUCUGCUUUUCGUCUCGGAAGAAAGCAAGACGAUUCUUCUAAAGUUCGUCCCCUCAAGAUUGUCUGUCAGAGUGAGGAUGAGUGUCGCCGCAUUCUCAGACGGACCCCACGUCUUAGGGGAGAAACCUUUUAUGUUUUGCGGGACCUCUGUCCGGAGGAUCGGAUCCGAAUGAAGAAAGCUGUCGAAGAACUACGAGCACGCCGGGAAAAUGGUGAGAUGAACCUCCACAUUGUGGAUUUUCGUGUAGUUCAAAAAGCUCCGAGAAUUCGCUGGAGGCCAAUCUUUGUCGCUCCCGGGCGCCUACGAAACAAACUUGAUGAAAUUCAGAACUUUGCCUAUGAAAAUCACCCAGAUCUUAUGGCUUUCACAGAGACUUGGUUGUUUUCGGACAUCCUCGACUCAGAGGUGCAUAUUCCAGGGUAUAAUCUAGCUCGAGCGGAUCGCUCUCGAAAUAGGUCCGGAGGUGGUGUGAUUCUUUACUGGAAAGAAGACCUCAGGGGUCAUCUGGUUGAGGCCAUACGCGACAAUGAAGAUGGGUGUGAACUUCUUUGGUGUCGGAUACAUGAUGGAUGCAAGUCUCUUAUGGUUGGAGUCGUUUACAGAGCCCCCUUGGCUUCCGGAGCUAGCUUGCUGGACUCUAUUAGUAUGCACGGUAGAGGCAAGGAUUGUCUGAUAUUGGGAGACUUUAAUACUGCUAGUAUUGACUGGGAUUUGCUCCAUUGCAAUCUUCCCCCGAACUCCUUUGAUGCUGUCUUCCUCGAAACCGUGCUUGCAUGCCAUCUGUUUCAACAUGUUACAAUGCCCACCAGAAUGUGUCCGGGUCAAUCGCCACACAUCCUCGACCUCGUGCUCACACCGACGCAGUCGGAUGUUUCCGACUUGACUAUCCUCCAACCAUUUGGGAGAAGUGACCACUGCGUAGUUUCCCUUUGUUGGAUGCGGCGUCUUACCAUUCACGAUCAGGGAGUAUGCCGUCGGAACUUCUGGCGUGCUGAUCCACUCCGUUUGAAAACUGCUGCCGGCGCUAUGGACUGGAGUAUCCCUCAGCACUUAGAUGUUGAUGACGCUUGGACCCUCUUGUACUCCAAGUUCACGUCCCUCAUAACUCAGGUCGUUCCACUCUGCAAAGGGAAACGUUUUUCCAAUGGCCCUCCCUGGAUUGAUCGAGAGUUAAAAUCCCUUAUGCGCCGUCGACGCAAAUUGUGGGAUAAGUUCAAGACUACGCAAUCGCCUCUGGACUACCUUGAUUACAAAGCGGUCAGGAAUAUCUGCACAUUCAAAAAGCGAGAGAAGCGACAACAGUACGAGCGCCGCUUGGCUGAGGAAUCUUCCACCGCUCCCAAAUUACUGUUCUCCUAUUUGCGGAGACGUACGAAAGCUGGUAAUGGAAUACCUGCGUUGUAUUCCAAAGAAAAUGAUACUACUCUUCAUGAUGAUGAUGCAAAAGCCGGACUCUUGGCCCUGCAGUAUUCCUCAGUCUUUUCGACUGAGCCACCGUUUACCUAUGAUUUAGCGUCUACGCCUUCAUGUACUUUAGAACGCUUAGAAAUCAGCCCCGAAUUGGUUGCCAAGCUUCUUUUCGAGCUAAAUCCGAACUCAUCACCAGGUCCUGAUGGGCUACACCCUUUGUUUCUCAGAACCCUAGCUGAGUACAUUGCUGUACCUGUUUGCCAAAUUUUUCAGCGGUCUCUUGACGCGGGGCGUCUCCCGCUUGCUUGGAAAAUAGGCACCGUCAAGCCCAUAUAUAAAGGUGGAAAUCGUCAGGACCCCGGAAACUAUCGACCAAUUUGCUUAACAUCUAUAGUUUGUAAAGUCAUGGAACGAAUUCUCAAACGAGCCCUUCAGAGUCACCUUGACGGCUUGAAUGUCACUUCCUCUGCGCAGCGUGGCUUCAGGCGAGCUCGCUCAUGUGUUUCCAACCUGCUCGUUGCCAGAGAGAGGUGGGCCAGGUCAUUAGAUGCCGUAAAUCGCUUAGACGUUGUCUUCGUCGACUUCAAGAAGGCAUUUGAUACAGUACCGCACGAACGGUUUCGUUUUAAACUUCGUAGUAUUGGUGUUUCUGGAGAGAUUCUCUCAUGGAUCACUGAUUUUCUGGAUGGCCGUAGCAUGCGAGUGAAGGUGAAUGAGGUCUACUCCGCUUCCGUUCCCAUGACCAGUGGGGUUCCACAAGGCUCUGUCUUCGGCCCUGAGCUGUUUAAAGUCUACAUUAAUGACCUUCCAUCUGUACGCCAGACCGAUUGUCUGCUUUAUGCCGAUGACCUGAAGAUAUGGAUUGAGGUACCAACACCUGAAGCUGCCGGCCGACUGCAAGAGAAGCUAGACCCGCUUCAUAUCUGGUCUUCGGAAUGGCGUUUACCCAUCAAUCAUGAGAAGUGCUCUGUCCUGCCGAUCGGCUCUUCUGACCCAUUUGGCGCCUAUCACAUUGGUGGUUUCUUGAUCAGGAAUGCUGCCUUGGAGAAUGACCUUGGUAUACUCGGAUCUCCCGAUCUGCGUACCACCGAGGACACCCUGAGGAAGAUAGCGGCUGCGCCUGUCAGGAAAUAA
Molecule: messenger RNA, 3303 nt
Organism: Dicrocoelium dendriticum
Lineage: Eukaryota; Metazoa; Platyhelminthes; Trematoda; Plagiorchiida; Dicrocoeliidae
Source: the annotation of a GenBank genome assembly